This is a messenger RNA of Candidula unifasciata, 1785 nucleotides long. NCBI's taxonomy places the organism in Eukaryota, Metazoa, Mollusca, Gastropoda, Stylommatophora, Geomitridae. The record is from the annotation of a GenBank genome assembly.
GUGUACUUUGGUCGCUGGCUGAUUGAUGGCUACCCGAAAGUGGUCUUGUUUGACAUUGGCUCUGCAGCCUGGAAACUGGACGAGUUCAGGCAUGAGCUCUGGGAGACAGCCAGCAUUGGGGUUCCCUGGCAUGACCGUGAAACCAAUGAUGCCGUCAUAUUUGGGGCACUUGUAGCGUGGUUCUUAGGAGAAUUCAUUAAAAACAUGACUGGUGACCCUAUGGUGACAGCCCAUUUCCACGAGUGGUUGGCAGGGGCGGGACUGAUCUACACACGGACGAGAAAGGUCAAUGCUGCUCUGAUUUUCACCACACACGCCACUCUGCUGGGCCGGUACCUGUGUGCUGGCUGUGCUGACUUCUAUAACAAUCUGGACAAGUUUAACUUGGACAAGGAGGCAGGAGACCGGCAGAUCUACCAUCGCUACUGCAUGGAGAGGGCGGCAGUUCACUGCUCCCAUAUCUUUACCACAGUCUCAGAGAUUACGGGAGUCGAGGCAGAACAUCUGCUCAAAAGAAAGCCUGAUGUGAUAACACCUAACGGCUUGAAUGUGGUGAGAUUUAGUGCGCUUCAUGAGUUCCAAAACCUGCAUGCUAUCAACAAGGAGAAGAUCAAUGACUUUGUCCGUGGACACUUUUACGGACAUUAUGACUUUGAUUUGGAUAAAACCCUGUACUACUUUACAGCCGGUCGUUACGAGUUUUCUAACAAAGGGGCAGAUAUGUUUAUAGAAUCUUUAGCAAGGCUCAACUAUUACCUCAAGUCGUGUAAUAGUGACAUGACCAUUGUGGCAUUUCUCAUCUUCCCUGCGAGGACCAACAACUUUAAUGUGGAAUCACUUCGAGGUCAGGCCAUUGCUAAACAGCUCAGAGACACUGUCAGCACCGUGCAGGGUCAGAUCGGCAGACGACUCUUUGAUAUCUGUUUACGAGGUCACUUACCCAGUGGAGAUGACAUUUUGACACAGGAUGACAUAGUCAAGCUAAAACGUUGUAUUUAUGCAGCACAGAGGCACAGUCUUCCCCCAAUUUGCACCCACAAUGUUGUAGAGGACUCCAACGACCAAGUUCUCAACCAGAUACGCAAAUGUAGCCUCUUCAACAACCGCCAUGACAGAGUGAAAAUCAUCUUUCACCCAGAAUUCCUCAACUCCACGAACCCUCUGUUUGCCCUGGACUACGAAGACUUUGUUCGAGGCUGCCAUCUUGGGGUCUUCCCCAGCUACUAUGAGCCAUGGGGCUACACACCAGCCGAAUGUACGGUGAUGGGUAUACCCAGCAUCACCACCAACCUGUCCGGCUUUGGCUGCUUCAUGCAGGAACACAUCCAGGAGCCCAAGUCUUAUGGCAUCUACAUUGUGGACAGGCGCUACAAGAGCCCCGAGGAUUCUGUGGGUGAACUGGCACAGUUCAUGUUUGAUUUUGCUUCGUUGUCUCGACGCCAGAGGAUUGUUCAGAGAAACCGGACAGAGAGACUCAGCGAACUGCUCGACUGGAAAAAUCUAGGAAUUCUCGUAAGCCUGUUUGGAGCACUGAUUGUGAUCACUGCAAUAGAGAAAGAAUGGCUAAAAAUGUAUAUUACAGUCGACAAGAAAGACUUCAAGCUGGCCAAGCCUGCCUCAGAGCCUGGCUCUCCCACCCCCUCCCAGGCAGCCACUCCACAGAAUGUUGAUCCUGAUGAUGAUGACACACAUCUCUAUGACGACGAGGAGGAGGAGACUCCUGGAGUCCAGUUUAGAGCAGAUCAACCAAUCGAUGCCAUCACUGUGUCUCCACAAAAACCCUGA